Trichosurus vulpecula (common brushtail) is the source of this 776-nucleotide messenger RNA. It is a transcript of the gene MYL1, whose product is annotated as myosin light chain 1. The transcript has 7 exons. The coding region runs from base 40 to 492 and encodes 150 amino acids. Gene Ontology annotation, cellular component: myosin II complex; contractile muscle fiber. Gene Ontology annotation, molecular function: calcium ion binding. Lineage: Eukaryota; Metazoa; Chordata; Mammalia; Diprotodontia; Phalangeridae. The record is from RefSeq and is a predicted model, not a curated record.
GCCCUCAGCUCACUUCUCCAGCUUCUCAACAUCUCCAUCAUGUCCUUCAGUGCUGACCAGAUUGCUGACUUCAAGGAGGCUUUCCUCCUCUUUGACAGGACUGGCGAAAGCAAGAUCACAUUAAGCCAAGUUGGUGAUGUCCUGCGUGCCCUGGGUACCAACCCAACCAAUGCAGAGGUCAAGAAAGUUCUGGGAAACCCUAGCAAUGAAGAGCUGAAUGCCAAAAAAAUUGAGUUUGAGCAGUUCCUGCCCAUGAUGCAGGCCAUUUCCAACAACAAGGACCAGGGAAGUUAUGAAGACUUCGUUGAGGGGCUGCGUGUCUUUGACAAGGAGGGCAAUGGCACAGUCAUGGGUGCUGAACUUCGCCACGUGCUAGCUACCCUGGGUGAAAAGAUGAAGGAAGAGGAGGUAGAAGCCCUGUUGGCAGGUCAAGAGGACUCCAAUGGCUGCAUCAAUUAUGAAGCCUUUGUCAAACACAUCAUGUCCAUAUAAGUGGAACUCUCAAGAGCAAGUGAUCUCUAUGAAGACUGACUGGAAACUAAGCCAUGAAUUUUAGGAACAUUCACAUUCAUCUCUCCAGAUCAGUUGACCAACAAGGCAGGAAAAACCAAAGGAAUUUGGACUAUAAUAUACUGAAGUCCUCCCCAAUUUUUUAUGUACCUUUUGAGUUUCCUUCGAAUCCUCAAGUUAUAUUUCUACUACACAAGUCAAAUGUUUGCAGAAGCAAACAACCUAGACAAAGUUUCUACAGGUCUCAAGUCUAAGUUAUCUCUCUU